UGGUAGUGUGACCGAGAAGAGUAAUUUUGUAAUGUUAUAUUGCAUUAAAAAUUUUGAAUAAGGAUGGUACUAACUGGAUAUUUGUUUUUCCUUAAUGUAUUUUGUUUUUAUCAUGUGAACGAACACCGGUGAUCACCUAAUAGGUUAUAUCAGUACUAAUUGAAUUAUAAACUAAGCCUAAUCAUUGAAGCUAAAAAAAGAAACAUUAGUAAGAAUUGAUUUUGGAAGAGCUCACAUUGGAAUAAAACAAAAUGAAAAGUGACAGUCAAGAGACAUCUAAUCCAACGAAAGAUGAAGAGGAAAAUAAAUAUAUUUUAGGAAAUGAUGUAGAGAAUUUUUUUGACAGUCUUUUCAAUAGAGGUGGACAUCCAAAUGUAGACAGGCGUUACUUGAAGACAACUGUCCCAGAUGACAAUGAAUCUGUAACUCUAAAAUUGAUUAACUCAAAAUUAGUCUGUUAUCCAAAAAAGGAGUAUAAAAUACCACCGCCAAAUGAUAAUGAAUCUUACGAAUACUAUAUUCCUGGUGUCAAAGGAAGUACUUCAAUAUUAUUUCCCGCUUUUUCAUCCCUUAACGUGAAAGAGCAGAAUAUUUUGUAUCGUUAUCAUUCCUUGAUGUUUUAUAAUGUAAGAGUACUUACUGAACAAGAAACUGCAGAAUUCAAGGAAUUGAUGAAUAAGGCUAACAUUGAUUACCCUGCUUACCAAUCCUUUGUGUAUAACCAGUGGAUCCAUCUUCACGCCCCACGAGUUCGGCAGAUACCUCCUGGAGUGAAGCUAUACACUGAGUACCUGUGGCACACGAAGGCAGAACAGUGCCUGCAGUUGUUCCCUAAUUACUACAAGACUCUUAACUCCACUAUCCCUCUUACUCUUAAUGAUCCACAUGAAGCCUACGCAGUCAUGGACUUCGUUAGACACGUCUUCGUUAGGGGGACCCCGGCAAGAAUGUCACUGCCCAGUGUGAAGAGUCCUUGUGAGCUUCUCACAGACUUCAGAGACUUGUGCAAGAUAAAGCCAGUUGCGGUCGAAGACAAAGACUUGAGAGUGAAUCCUGUUAUUCGCCAGAGAGUGCCAAUAAGCAUGGACUCUUUUGUGGAGUACUGUAUGAACAGAGAACCUAACAUUGAUGUGGUGAUCACCAAUAGUGGAAUCAAAACCAUCGUUGACAUUGACAGAUUCAAGAAGGAUUGGAUUCUACCGGUAACCAUCAAGAAUGUACCCCUGGAGAACGGUGAGAUCAAGAAAAUCGUCAUUAUUGAUAAGAAAUUGCCAACUAACGUCAUGUCUGUACAUGACCACAAACGUUUGGCAUGGCAAGAUUGCUGCCAAAUGGGCUCUUAUACUGGCUUCUUCACCUCGCCUUCUACAGAAUGAUGGCGUAGCAGCAGCAGCUGAAAAGACAGCGACUGA
Messenger RNA from Homalodisca vitripennis (glassy-winged sharpshooter), 1412 nucleotides. RefSeq lists its product as uncharacterized. The record is from RefSeq and is a predicted model, not a curated record. The coding region runs from base 252 to 1376 and encodes 374 amino acids. NCBI's taxonomy places the organism in Eukaryota, Metazoa, Arthropoda, Insecta, Hemiptera, Cicadellidae. Gene Ontology annotation, biological process: snRNA transcription by RNA polymerase III; positive regulation of transcription by RNA polymerase III; snRNA transcription by RNA polymerase II. The transcript has 8 exons.